GACGGUAUUUGUUGUUGUUUCUGGGGCAAGAAGUAGCUAGCUGGUUAGAACAGUCGGCUAUUUAAGAAUAUAUUUCGUUUAAAUAAUUUAAUCCAAAAUAACUGUUCGUCGUGCUCAUUAUAUGAUAGCGUUGGUUACGUGAAGAGUCGGUGUGGAAUUUUCACUUGUAUUUGUUUUUAUUACGUUUUUCCAAAGAAGAUGGACAGUCAGUACCAGCGCUCUGUACCACUGGAGGUGAGGAGGGCAGAGGGUGAGAGGGUGCGAGCCAAGCAUCCCGACAAGAUACCGAUCAUUGUGGAGAGGGCUACCAGGUCGAGAGCUCCUGACCUGGACAAGAAGAAGUACCUUGUGCCCUCUGACCUCACAGUGGGUCAACUGUGCUUCCUGAUCCGACAGCGUGUGUCUAUGAGACCUGAGGAGGCUCUCUUCUUUUUCGUCAACAACUCCCUUCCCCCAUCCAGUUCUCCUCUCUCUGCUGUCUAUGAGGAGCACCAUGAAGAGGACCUGUUCCUAUACAUGACCUACAGUAACGAGAGCGUCUACGGUGCCUGAGACGGGACAAAAGGAGGAAAGAGAGAGCGAGAGAGACAGGAGAUAGAGAUGGGAGAGAACUCUUUGUACUGUUUCAGCACUAUUAUUCUUUAAGUAUUUAGGAGAUGGCAGUGGGGAGGAGAUGGCGGUGGGGAGGAGAUGGCGGUGGGGAGGAGAUGGCGGUGGGUAGGAGAUGGCGGGAGAUAGGAGAUGGCGGUGGGUAGGAGAUGGCGGUGGGUAGGAGAUGGCGGUGGGUAGGAGAUGGCGGUGGGUAGGAGAUGGCGGUGGGUAGGAGAUGGCGGUGGGUAGGAGAUGGCGGUGGGUAGGAGAUGGCGGUGGGGAUGAGAGUUUGGUGGGUAGGAGAUGGCGUUGGGGAGGAGAGUUUGGUGGGGAGGGUUUGUAUAAGUUUUGUCAGUAUUUUUGGGGUGAUCAUAUUGUCAGUAUGCUCUCAACCAUGGUAAGGCAUUCUAAAUUUGAAAAAUAACGGGGUAAUUGGAAAUAGGGGGAGUGAAAAAGAUAUUUCAAUAAAAUAAGAGUGUUAAGGGGAAAGCUCUUUUAAUUUCUAUCUUUCUUUCUCAGCCAGCCAUCUGUAUUUAAUGCAAAUAGUAUUUUUUGUGUGUGUAAAUUAAUAACAUGGACUUUUGUGGAAAAUAAAAUCCGAAAUGCA
Oncorhynchus tshawytscha (Chinook salmon) is the source of this 1198-nucleotide messenger RNA. RefSeq names its product gamma-aminobutyric acid receptor-associated protein-like 1. Gene Ontology annotation, biological process: cellular response to nitrogen starvation; autophagy of mitochondrion; macroautophagy. The transcript is spliced from 5 exons. Gene Ontology annotation, cellular component: cytosol; autophagosome; autophagosome membrane. Gene Ontology annotation, molecular function: GABA receptor binding; ubiquitin protein ligase binding. The coding region runs from base 199 to 552 and encodes 117 amino acids. The record is from RefSeq and is a predicted model, not a curated record. Lineage: Eukaryota; Metazoa; Chordata; Actinopteri; Salmoniformes; Salmonidae.